This is a messenger RNA of Saccostrea echinata, 1670 nucleotides long. RefSeq lists its product as uncharacterized. NCBI's taxonomy places the organism in Eukaryota, Metazoa, Mollusca, Bivalvia, Ostreida, Ostreidae. Gene Ontology annotation, molecular function: protein binding; zinc ion binding; ubiquitin-protein transferase activity. The record is from RefSeq and is a predicted model, not a curated record. Bases 1 to 1665 code for a protein of 554 amino acids. Gene Ontology annotation, biological process: positive regulation of DNA-templated transcription. The transcript has a single exon. Gene Ontology annotation, cellular component: nucleoplasm; chromatin.
AUGAAUCGCCGUUACAGUGCCCAAGACAUCCUCCUCUGUGACUUGUGUCAAACAGCCGCCUUACAGAGUUACUGUGAACUUUGUCAUGUUAAUCUCUGUAUAGUCUGUGUAGGAAAACAUCUCUCUGAUUCAUCCAAAAGACACAAUGUUGUACCAUACAAACACAGAACGUCUACUCUUAACUACCCGAAAUGUCAAAACCACAACCAGAAAAUUUGUGAACUUUACUGUGAGAAAUGUGACAUUCCUGUCUGUUCUACCUGCAUCUCCUCUGGUAAACAUCACAGCCAUGUUAUAGCAGAAAUUCUACAAAAACUCAGCUCCAAAACAGAAGAUUUAAAAAAGGACUUGAAAGAACUAGAAAAAAGAAUAUGCCCAACAUACGAAGAAAUUAUACUAGAUAUAAAGUCUGAAAAAGCUAACAUUGAAGAAGGUUAUCAGGAACUUACAACAGCUGUCACCAAACAAGGAGAAGACUGGCACAGAAAAAUUAACAACAUUGUCAAUGAACAAAAAUUUGAAAUUAAUGAAAUGAAAGUUAGACAUCUGGAUGCUCUAAAUAAACAGGAAAAUAAAAUAAAACAGAUUACUUCUGAUGUAAAAAAGAGAAUUUUUGAUCUGAAGAAAUUGCUAGAAUCGAAUGAUGUCUCCAUUACCUUUGCAUACAAAUCCAGAAUUGCUGAAUUCAGAAGUUUACCACCUAAAGUCAAUGUUUCAUUACCAAGUUUCUCUCCACAUCAGAUCAACAAAGAACGGCUCUAUCAAAUGUUUGGUUCUCUGUCAGUAUUAUCCAUUACAACAGAAGAAUAUGGCUACACAAUGAAGGCACAAGAAGCUGUAUCCUGUCCUCUAGUCAAACCACUGCUUGAUGAACCAGAGCUCAUCACCACGAUAGACAUCGGAUAUGAACGACUUUACAGUGUUUUCUGUCUCAGUGAUGAAGAAAUCUGGAUUCGUGGAAAAGGCAGCAUCAUGAAACUCUACAACCUCCAGGGCAGAUUGCUGAAGUCAGUCAAAACCAAGUCAGCUAAUGAUCCACGUGACAUAACAGUGACAAGAAAUGGAGAUCUUAUUUAUACUGACUCUGAAGCAAGAUCUAUAAACAUAGUGAAGAAUAAACAGAUACAGGAAGUGAUCAGAAUACAGGGGUGGAAACCUUACUAUGUCUGUAGUACCUCCUCUGCUGACCUCCUGGUAACCAUGGUCAGUGAUGAUAAAGAACAAUCAAAAGUUGUCCGUUACUCUGGAUAUACAGAAAUACAAACCAUUCAGUUUGAUAGUGAAGAUAAACCGCUGUAUUCAACUGGUUACCAUAAAUACAUCAGUGAGAACAGGAACCUGGAUAUCUGUGUAGCUGACUAUGAAGCCAGUACAGUAGUGGUGGUUAAUCAGGCCGGGAACCUCCGGUUUCGAUACACAGGUCAUCCCUCUACUACCAAGGUAUCCUUUGUUCCAUUCGGUAUCACAACAGACAGCCGGAGUCAGAUCCUCAUAUCUGACCAUAACAACCACUGUAUCCACAUCCUAGAUCAGGACGGACAGUUCCUCCGUUACAUUGAUAACUGUGAUUUAUACUUUCCAUUGGGUUUGUGUGUGGACACCAGAGACAACCUCUUUGUGGCUGAAUGUUUCAGAGAUGUAGUGAAGAAAAUCAAAUACAUGUAAAUACU